UCGCGCUCGUAUGUAAAGCCUCAGAUAAAUGGCGAACGGAAGGGCAAACUGUAAACAAAUACAACAGAACUGGACAUUUUAGACGAAUUGUGACUUUUAAGGAAAAAAAGCAACUCAAUAUUACGAACGCUGUUUCAAAAUACAAACGGAAUUAUUCGAUAUGCGACAGUCAGCGAGAAUUUAAACCAGCCUCAUUCAGCGUUAGGAAGCUACCUAGGCCUGCUGACAUUUGCGCAGACUUGAAAUUUGGCAGUGUUGUAAUGCGAACGCGGGCUCUGGAUAGAGACCCGCACAGUUAACAUAACUAUCAUUUAAAAUCAUAUACGUCUGACAAAGUUACAACUAGUCAGUAUCAUGAGUACAAACUCGGACAGCAGUCAGCCGUCCGAAACUAAUCAGAGGAAAAGAAGUGCAAGUCCAAGUGGAGAGUCUGAGUCCACGCUGCUCAAGCAGGCGAAAGUAAGUGAUGAGGAACGAAGGAAUGAUUCUAAUGAAGAUGCAGAACCUGAGAAAGUUGGCAACGGUGAGCCAAAACAUGGAUCUGAGCAUCUUGAAGACGCUAAAGAGAAGGAUGUAGUGAUUCGGGAUGAAGCAGACGCGCAGGAGAGCACUGGUGGAGGUGAGAGCGCACGCCAGCCGUCAGAUUCCGCUGCCAUCGCCGCAGCAGAAGCGCUUGCCAGUCUGACCGGUGGAGACGGGGACGAAGACUGUAAAGAAAUGCCCUGUUCGUCCAACAAAGCGAGCCGUGAGAAAUCACGCUAUAAGUCUAGCCGUCCCGGUUGCUCUCAGAGCGAGAGAAGGACGGAGGCAGCCGCGGCUGACAGCUCCUCAUCCCUGCUGCUCUGCGAGGACCGAGAAGAUCCAGAGCAGGCAUCGUUUGUAGAUGAUGAUGAUGAGGAGGAGGAGGAAGACGACUCCCUUGCUGGCUCUUCCUCCACGGCCAGCUCGUCUGUCGCGUCUGAUAAUGAGGACAACGAGGACGGUGAGUGUGCCAUAGUGUCGGUGAAGAUGGCCCCGGAGGUGCGGCAGUCCGUGGCGCUGCUCGCACAGGUGCAGAUGCGGCUAGAUGCGCUGGAGAAGAAAGGCGCGCGUCUGCACCAACGCCUGGAGAUGAAACUGAGCCGCCAGCGACGCCCUCACCUGGACCAGCGCAGCGCCAUCACUCAAGCCAUCCCAGGCUUCUGGGUCACUGCUCUUCUGAAUCACCCACAUUUAUCAGCACAAAUUGACGAAUCUGAUGAAGAUGCACUAAGCUACAUGACUAAUUUAGAGAUCGAGUCUUUCAAGAACAACAAACUUGGUUACCGCAUCUGCUUCCAUUUCCGGCGAAAUCCCUUUUUUCAAAACAAAAUGAUUGUGAAAGAACUUCAUCUUGGUAUGGGAGGGUCUCCGGUGUCGUUCUCAAACCCAAUUUUGUGGCACAGAGGGCAGAAUCUGGUCGGUAGUGGAGAACCACGUCGAACAUCACAGGGGGUCUACCAGAGCUUCUUCCACUGGUUCAGUGACCACAGCAACCCAGGAAGGGAUGAAAUUGCACAGAUCUUGAAGGAUGACCUGUACAGAAACCCUUUGAGGUACUACCUGACUCCACUCUGGGAGCCACGAGAGAACGGCAGCAGCGCUCCCAAACCUCAGGGCAGCAAUAAUGGAGACGAUUGUGUGAUCAUCUCAGAUUCAGAUGAAGAUGAGGAGCAGAAAAGCCAAAACUUGGAGCAGGAGGAUGAAGAUGAUGACCAAGUUGGAGGCUCUGAAGACAAUGACAGAGAUGAGGGGGAAUCCUCCUAUGAGGAGAGAGAGGAAGAGGAAGUGGAUGUUGAGGAAGUAGAAGAUUCACGUGACUCCGGUGGCUGUGAGGUCAGAGAGCAAGGACAAGAAGAGGAAGAUAUUGAUGUAGAUGAAGAGAAGAGUUAGGGCAUGGGGAUCGUCUCCAUUUCUUUUUAUGCAGAAUAGCAUUGCUAGGUUUUUCUAUGAUCUAUUUUACUGAUAUUGUUUUCUGCAUAAAUUAAGAGUCUGUUUCAAAUAACAAGUGGUUAAUGAUGCUUAAUGAUCAGGGUUUAACUAUGUCUUCAUUGUAGAUGGUACUUUCUAUACAUCAAAGUUUAUGAAUAUUCAACUUCAAUGUGUGCACUCCUCCGAAAACUUCUAGUUUCCUUAAGAUGUCAUCACAUUUUUACACUUAUAACUUUUGCAUUAACAGAUUUCAGAGGGCUACUGAUACCUGUAAGAGACCUCUUUUAUCUCACAACGGACUGUUCAAAGCUUGGGAUUAUUAUAGACUGCACUUAGUUUAGUUUUUGGCCAGUUUAGAUAUUUUCUCUUUUUUUCUUUUCUUUUUUUGAGAGUAUACAGUAGCAUUGUCUGUCUCACAAUCAUGACCAUUUAUAAACACACCAUACUUUUCUGUUUGUAUGUUUUACAGGCCUAAUCGUGUUUUUCAGUCAUUGCUGUAAUAUUUUUGGUUAAUUGUUGUUUGUUACUUUUUUUUUUUUUUUUUUUUUUUUUUUUUUAAUCCUAACAUCAUGAAGUAACCUCUACCACCACAUUUUGGUUAUAAGGAAAAAGGUCAAACAUUCUGAAAUGCACUUCAUUCUGAACCAAAACUAGAUAACUCAGGGAUGUUUACUCUUUUAUCCUCCUUAUACUGUAGAUGUGUUUCCCUUCAUAAGCUUCAUUUAUUCAGUUUUGUGUCAUUGAUGCAUAACAUCUUUUGUUUGAUGAACAUUUAAAUAAUUGUAGUUUAUUUUACCUUGUUUACACAAGCAGAUAAAAUCCUGACACUUGGUACCUCUUGCUAUGCUGAUCCUGAAAACUACUUUUGUCAUGUCUAUGGAUUGAGUUUAAAAUCUACACACUGUCAACACAUGCACGUUUCCAUUUAUUCACUGCAAUGAAUAACAAUUGUAAUGUUAUUUAAAUGAGCAAAAUAGUGGCAAGCCCAUCUUGUGGUGUUUCUUUUUUUUUUCCUUUUGACAGCAUGAUGUGUGCACUCAAUACUCAGACUUUUGUGUCCAGUUAAAUGCUUAGAUUAUAUUGUAAAAAUAGUGAACAUGUACACAUUUGUUAAUGACAUCUUUCAUAUUCAUAUCACUCAUUUAUUUCCUAAUAGUGUUUCUUUUGCUUCUUUGCAAUAAUAUAUUUACUUUAACGUUGGUCAGUUAUUAGAGUGAAACCAUUCUAAAUGUUAAUGUUUUGACCUGUAAAAGUUUGAUUUAAAAACAAAAAAAAACAACAAAACAAAGCUGUUAACUCAUUGUAAGUAUACUGGAUUGUACUUGUUUUACCUGCAAGGCCAGUGGUUUGUACAUAAUCCUUUCCCUUAAAAAGGGUUUAUAAUUUGCUAUUGAAUUAUUAGGGUAGAUUUGACCUACAGUAUAAAAGAAAAGCUAUAUUUUGGUGUGCUAAAUUUUAUAGAGAACUACAAUUUUUAAAUGUCUUUGUUUUUGUUUUCCAUGUCAAAUAAAGUUGUCUUUUCAUUCAGAA
This is a messenger RNA of Labeo rohita (rohu), 3480 nucleotides long. It is a transcript of the gene tspy, whose product is annotated as testis specific protein Y-linked. NCBI's taxonomy places the organism in Eukaryota, Metazoa, Chordata, Actinopteri, Cypriniformes, Cyprinidae. Gene Ontology annotation, biological process: nucleosome assembly. Gene Ontology annotation, cellular component: chromatin; nucleus. The record is from RefSeq and is a predicted model, not a curated record. Gene Ontology annotation, molecular function: histone binding; chromatin binding. The transcript has 7 exons. Bases 355 to 1911 code for a protein of 518 amino acids.